UUCAUAUCAAUUUUAAUCCAAAAUGGACUCAUUUGAUUUAUUUAAACAAUUAACAAGAGGCACAAAAUUCACAAAAAGAAAACCUGCUACUGAAAAAGAAAUAAAGGCGCGGGAUGAACCUAAAGUUUUGAAAGAAACUCAAGACGAUGAAAAAUAUGCUAAACAACAAAUAAAGCUUGAAGCUGAGGAAUCCGAUGAAGAAACUACAUUUCAAUUGCUUGAGGGUUCUCAACUUGAGCCGGCGAAAAAGAAAAAAAAGUCAGCACUUAGCGAAGCAGAACAAGCGAAAAGAUUGCAGGAAGAAAUGUUAGCAACAUUACGCAAAGACAAACGUAUCACAGUGCUUGGUAAAAAUAUACCUCCUCCAAUUAUAAGUUUUGAAGAAUUGCACACGAACUAUAAUAUCUCUCAACGCCUGUUAGCCAACUUGUGUGCUUAUAACUAUCCUCAGCCAACGCCUAUACAAAUGCAGUCAAUACCAAUUAUGUUACAAGGACGUCCACUUAUGGCUUGUGCUCCCACUGGUUCGGGUAAAACAAUAGCUUUUCUAACUCCCAUCAUUCAUGACUUACGUGCACCGCAAAAAGUUGGGUUUCGUGCAAUUGUGCUAGCACCGACACGUGAAUUGGCUAAACAAAUUUACAGGGAAUGCGUGCGUCUUGCAGAGAAGACUGCUCUUAGAGUACAUAUUAUCAGCAAAGUAAAUCAGGCUGAACAAAAGUUUAGCGCAAUUGGUAAUAAGAAAUGUGAUAUACUCAUAUCAACACCAAAUCGUAUAAGAUAUUUGCUACAACAAGAGCCACCGCUCAUCGAUCUGAAAAGUAUCGAAUGGAUAGUAAUUGACGAAGCAGAUCGUUUAAUGGAGGAAGGGCAGAAUAAUUUUAAGGAUCAAGUGGAUGAUAUUAUUGAAGCUUGCACAAAUUCUAAAAAGAAAUUAGCUUUAUUUAGUGCAACGUACACAGUGCCAGUAGCUAAGUGGGCUUUAAAGAAUUUGAAAAAUUUAGCACGCGUUACAGUGGGUCUGCAAAAUUCUGCUACAGAAACUGUAGAACAGGAGUUACUUUUUGUUGGUUCUGAAAGUGGUAAACUAUUGGCGGUACGUGAUUUGGUACGCGCUGGUUUGAAGCCACCAGUUUUAGUAUUUGUACAGAGUAAGGAUCGAGCUAAGCAACUAUUUCAAGAACUGCUCUACGAUGGCAUCAAUGUAGAUGUCAUACAUGCUGAUCGUACACAGCAGCAGCGUGAUAAUUGUGUACGUGCCUUCCGUGAAGGUGGGAUUUGGGUACUAAUAUGUACAGAGUUAAUGGGUCGAGGUAUAGAUUUCAAAGGUGUCAAUCUUGUUAUAAACUAUGAUUUUCCACCUUCAAUUAUAUCUUACAUACAUCGCAUUGGCAGAACAGGUAGAGCUGGACGCACUGGUAAAGCAAUCACAUUCUUUACACAAAAUGACACACCAAAUUUAAGAAGCAUUGCUCAUAUUAUAAAAAACUCAGGCGGUAAAGUUCCCGAAUUUAUGCUGACUAUGAAGAAGUUAAGGAAAAGUGAAAAGAAGAGACUGGCCAAUGCUGCACCGAAACGUGAUGAGAUUUCUACACAAAUUAAGCACCAGACCGAGCGUCAUAAUAAACUACAAAAAGUCGAGAAGGUUUUAGAGAAGAAAAGUAAAACAUUGAAAAAUGUUAAAAGCAAAGUGAAUUCAGCCAAAACUGAGAAAAAAUUAGAAAAAGUUAAAAAAUUAAAAACUAUAAACAAAUCGUUAAAACAAGUCACAAAGGUGACAAAAAACAAAAAGAAAAAACUUACGACUUAG
Molecule: messenger RNA, 1810 nt
Organism: Teleopsis dalmanni
Lineage: Eukaryota; Metazoa; Arthropoda; Insecta; Diptera; Diopsidae
Product: probable ATP-dependent RNA helicase DDX52
Exons: 6
Coding region: 23-1810 (595 amino acids)
Biological process (GO): maturation of SSU-rRNA
Molecular function (GO): RNA helicase activity; nucleic acid binding; ATP binding
Source: RefSeq, a predicted model, not a curated record